ACCCGAAUCCCCUCACGUCUGAAAGGAAUGUGAAAUGAUGGAAUAUUAUGUCUGACAUUAGCUACUCCAUUUUGAGAUCUAGGAUUCCAUUUUAUAUAAUAUAGGUCUCUGUAGAGACAUUUCAAUAUGUACUUUUGUUUUUUGCUUUUAAUCUAACAUUUAAGUUUUGCGGUUUUCAUAAAUAGAAUAUGUGCUAGAUGGCUAGUUCCGGAGCAGGCAUUCUGUAUGCAAGUAACAUGUUCUUCUGUCUUUAAAGUUUAACAAUUGUUCCUUAAAAUCCUCUGAAAUCUGUAAGAUUGAAACUGUGAACUUGUUCCCCUUUUUCUACAUGUUAGGAGGAGGAGAUUUCUUUAACUCUCUGUAUGUGUGUAUAAAUGCUCUGUCGAAAAAUAUAGCAAUUUGCAAUUAUCGAUACAACAUAAGUGUCUGUGUCAUCAUUGUCUCGCUAGCGAGGGAAUCCCACCUGUCCAAGGUCCAGCCUAGGCAACAGGAUCAGAACCGAACCUAACAGAACUGGUACCAGGAAGCGAGGUGCUGAUUGACCAGAUCCAACUCACCCUUUUAUACCUGGAGAUGAGGUAUUGGUUAAGCAGUUGGCCGUAAGAAGAAAGACGGGCCCCAUUUACCAAGGCCCAUAUACGGUGGAAAAGGUCUCCCGGACAGCCAUAAAGGUUGAAGGCCUAGGACCAUGGAUUCAUGCGAGCAGAUUGAAAAAGGGUCCCUUGAAGAUAAAGACCCCAGAAGCCCCGAUGGCUCCCCCCUUGGAGCGAGGGCUCGAGAACAAGGAGGACACAAAGCUAGAAGCCCCGAUGGCUCCCCCCUUGGAGCGAGGGCUCAAGAACAAGGAGGACGCAAAGCCAGAGACCCUGAUGGCUCCCUCCAUAGAGCAAGGGUCCGGGAAAACCAGCACUUAACUGCCAAUCAGGUGUACAAUAGAAUGAUAAGAGGAGGGAAAUACUGUGGACUAUUGCUUAUAUUGUUUGUGGUGACUGCUACGGGGGUUUGCUACUUCACCCCAGGUUGCUAUGGGAUACAUGGAAUACAUGAGGUGGGAAAAGGCCAAGACCCAAAAUUAGUCAUGGUAGGGAAGAGAUUCAUUAGAUGGCGAGCCAGAGAUCAAUAUUGGGAUUCAAAGGGUAAUAUCUGGAAGCUUUGCUGUGUCAAAUUUGACUGGGUGAGGAGGAUUCCCAAAGGCCACCUAACGGGUUAUACAGACGGACCUAGCCUGUAAAAUUAAAGCAACCAUGUUUUUCUAUAAUGACACAGUAGGGAAACCGCUUAGGUUCUGUAUUCCCAGGGAACAUACGGUAACUAAAACACUGGUGUCACGUUUGAAAAAGGUAAACGCAGGGUUGUCCACAAAGGAGGUGGUGGAUGAUCCUCUGUUCUUUCAAAGAAUAGAUGAAUCUCUUAAUAUCAAUCAAAGAGAUAACAAUGUUGACAAAGCGAAAGUGUAUGGAACAAAGGUGUUUAAGUCCAUGGGACCUGUGGGGAACCCAAAGAAAUAUGAGGAGGUCCCCACUGUUCCCCACCACUGGGCAUUAAUGUAUAAAUAUGGACAAUUAACAGGGCAGAAAGAGAACUGCUGGGUAUGUUCCAAAAUACAUUCUAAUGAGGGUAAAAUCCCGGUUAUAGGCUUACCAGUAACAUUGCCUCAAUUUGUGGCCGCUGCAGGUAAGACCCCCAUGAGAAGGGUUACCAGGACUGAUAGACCAGUGUACUUUAGAAAAUUUUCUAAACACCCCAACCUCUGUUUUUUGAAUGGUGUGGUAACACAUGAAGGUCAGAUAGCAAAUGGAGAAUGGUGUCGAGAAUCUGUGAUGAAUAUGACUAUUAGGAAUGUUGCGGCAUGGGAGGAGGACAAGUCCUUAGAAAUUGAAGGAUUGGGAAUUAAACUUACUGAGAUGAAUGAUGGAGAUGAGAGAGUGGGAAAUAUGAGUUUGUAUAACAUAAGCCAUUGUUUUAGGAUGAGGAAGCCCAAUGACACUGUUAACCAGGUUCUCUCCUCCCUACAUAAUGUAAGUACUCCAUGGAUAUCCCCCCAAUCUGAGUUUGUGCCUCUUGUAGACUGGAUGUGCCUGACGGGUCUACGAACUCCUAUGCAUGGGGAGGAGGUGGUGGAAGCACCACACCUUCCCCAGGGAUUUAUGGUCUGUUGUGGACUGGCUUGUCAUACCACCAUCCCAUAUCCCACCGAUAGAAACACAGGGGGAUGGUGUUCCCUUAUGUACAUGGUUCCUUAUAUGGGAGUAGCAAGUGGAGAAACCAUGAUGGAAAUGAACAAACCGUCAGGGAGUUUGAAAAUAAGAUCCAAACGAGAUGUAACAAGUCUCUGGGAAAAAUUACUGACUUUGCUCCCAGGAGGAAGUAUUAAUGCCCUAACCAGAGUAGAUGAAUUUUCAAGUCUGGUAAUGUCUUGGAUGAAUAAAACUGACAAGGACAUUACUGAUUUGAAUGAGGAAACUUAUAAAAUAAGACUGUUGCAAGAAAUGACAAACCUACAGUUGGAAAAGAUGGGAGAUAUUGUUGUAGGGCUAUGUAUAUUACAUGAACAAGCAGACAUGUGUUGCACAUUCAUGAAAAAUCUUACUAAGGCCAUUGGAGAAAUUACUGUUCCUGAUUACCAUGACCAAAUAGAAGCCCACCACAAUGAGAGAAUGUCCCUGGUGAAUCAAAUGCAACACAUGGGAGAUGCUUGGGAUCCUUUUUCUGGAUCUCUGGGAGGAUUGUGGCCUAGUAUUGUGGGUUUCUUUAAAAAGGCAGGAAUAUUCAUUAUAAUGAUCUUGCUCCUGGCCUUGUGUGCAUUCCUUUCAGUAAAAAUGAUAUUCUGUAUAAUUGGGAAAACAACAGGAUUAAAAAUAAAGCAGAAUCCCGAAUCCAGCCAGGAUUCCCAGGAGUCAUUCAUGCUGAAAAGGCAAAAUUGGUAUAGUGAGUGAUCCCAGGAAAGUAAAUAUCCUUGGGAUCAGAGGAGGGAAUUGAAAGGAAUGUGAAAUGAUGGAAUAUUAUGUCUGACAUUAGCUACUCCAUUUUGAGAUCUAGGAUUCCAUUUUAUAUAAUAUAGGUCUCUGUAGAGACAUUUCAAUAUGUA
Messenger RNA from Rana temporaria (common frog), 3088 nucleotides. RefSeq lists its product as uncharacterized. NCBI's taxonomy places the organism in Eukaryota, Metazoa, Chordata, Amphibia, Anura, Ranidae. The transcript is spliced from 2 exons. The coding region runs from base 1245 to 2936 and encodes 563 amino acids. The record is from RefSeq and is a predicted model, not a curated record.